Messenger RNA from Cladocopium goreaui, 4850 nucleotides. NCBI's taxonomy places the organism in Eukaryota, Dinophyceae, Suessiales, Symbiodiniaceae. The record is from the annotation of a GenBank genome assembly.
AGGUGACCGAAAAAGCUGCACUGGCACAAAGACAAGCAGCUGACCAGGCCACUAUGGCCUUGGCCGAGAGCAUGAUGAACAUGGCGGAUGACAUGGAAAGAGUGAAGCAGCUCGCCACCCGCGACGUUGACGAGUGCAACGAGUGUGACACUGACGAGGAGCUCGACUCCCGGGAAGCGGAAGCCAAUCUUCCAGCUGUCGCCACUGCCAUCGCCGAGUCGCCAGGGUCGCCAGGGUCGCCAGGGUUGCCAGGGUCGCCAGGGGACAGGGGGUCCGGUGUCAUGAAGGAAGCCAAGGAAGGCCUUGUGCGGACUGGGCUGAUGGCACUGGAAGCACAGAGUGACGAUGAGUUGUUGGGCCUCGCUCCCCGGUCUCAACCAACUCGUCGCCAAAACAAAACAUGGCAACUUGAGGAGGAAAAGAUAGAAGAAGAUAGAAGAGCAGCCGAAGAGGCACUGCAAGCCCAUUUGGAAGAGCGCAGACAAAUGGCAGAGGAUGAGGCGGCUUUAGCAGAAGCAAGAAGAGCAGCAGAUCAGGCAAUGAAGGUGUACGUGAAGGAAGAGCGCAGAAGAAUCGCGGAGGCUGAGGCAGCACUCUCAGAAGCAAGAAGGGCAGCAUUACAGGCGCAAUUAGAAGAGCGGCGAAUAGAGGAGGCUAGAGUGGAAAGAGAGAGCAGCGAAGAGGCAUUUUGGAAUCCUUUGCAGGCACAACUGGAAGAAGAACGGAAAAGAUUCGCACAGGAGGCUGCACGAGAACAAGCAAGAAGAGCUACAGAAGAGGCACGACUGGAAGAAGAAAGGAGAAGACUGGCAGAGGAGGCGGCACAAGAAGAAGCACGAAGGAUUGCGGAAGAGGAAAGACUGGAAGAAGAACGGAAAAGAUUGGCAGAGGAGGAGGCUGCACGAGAACAAGCAAGAAGAGCUGCAGAAGAGGCACGACUGGAAGAAGAAAGGAGAAGACUGGCAGAGGAGGCGGCACAAGAAGAAGCACGAAGGAUUGCGGAAGAGGAAAGACUGGAAGAAGAACGCAAAAGAUUGGCAGAGGAGGAGGCUGCACGAGAACAAGCAAGAAGAGCUGCAGAAGAGGCACGACUGGAAGAAGAAAGGAGAAGACUGGCAGAGGAGGAGGCCGCACAAGAAGAAGCACGAAGGAUUGCGGAAGAGGAAAGACUGGAAGAAGAACGGAAAAGAUUGGCAGAGGAGGAGGCUGCACGAGAACAAGCAAGAAGAGCUGCUGAAGAGGCACGACUGGAAGAAGAAAGGAGAAGACUGGCAGAGGAGGCGGCACAAGAAGAAGCACGAAGGAUUGCGGAAGAGGAAAGACUGGAAGAAGAACGGAAAAGAUUGGCAGAGGAGGAGGCUGCACGAGAACAAGCAAGAAGAGCUGCAGAAGAGGCGGCACAAGAAGAAGCACGAAGGAUUGCGGAAGAGGAAAGACUGGAAGAAGAACGCAAAAGAUUGGCAGAGGAGGAGGCUGGACGAGAACAAGCAAUAAGAGCUGCAGAAGAGGCACGACUGGAAGAAGAAAGGAGAAGACUGGCAGAGGAGGCGGCACAAGAAGAAGCACGAAGGAUUGCGGAAGAGGAAAGACUGGAAGAAGAACGGAAAAGAUUGGCAGAGGAGGAGGCUGGACGAGAACAAGCAAUAAGAGCUGCAGAAGAGGCACGACUGGAAGAAGAAAGGAGAAGACUGGCAGAGGAGGCGGCACAAGAAGAAGCACGAAGGAUUGCGGAAGAGGAAAGACUGGAAGAAGAACGGAAAAGAUUGGCAGAGGAGGAGGCUGGACGAGAACAAGCAAUAAGAGCUGCAGAAGAGGCACGACUGGAAGAAGAAAGGAGAAGACUGGCAGAGGAGGCGGCACAAGAAGAAGCACGAAGGAUUGCGGAAGAGGAAAGACUGGAAGAAGAACGGAAAAGAUUGGCAGAGGAGGAGGCUGCACGAGAACAAGCAAGAAGAGCUGCAGAAGAGGCACGACUGGAAGAAGAAAGGAGAAGACUGGCAGAGGAGGCGGCACAAGAAGAAGCACGAAGGAUUGCGGAAGAGGAAAGACUGGAAGAAGAACGGAAAAGAUUGGCAGAGGAGGAGGCUGCACGAGAACAAGCAAGAAGAGCUGCAGAAGAGGCACGACUGGAAGAAGAAAGGAGAAGACUGGCAGAGGAGGCGGCACAAGAAGAAGCACGAAGGAUUGCGGAAGAGGAAAGACUGGAAGAAGAACGGAAAAGAUUGGCAGAGGAGGAGGCGGCACAAGAAGAAGCACGAAGGAUUGCGGAAGAGGAAAGACUGGAAGAAGAACGGAAAAGAUUGGCAGAGGAGGAGGCUGCACGAGAACAAGCAAGAAGAGCUGCAGAAGAGGCACGACUGGAAGAAGAAAGGAGAAGACUGGCAGAGGAGGCGGCACAAGAAGAAGCACGAAGGAUUGCGGAAGAGGUGCUCCAACAGGGGGAAAGAUUGGAAGAAGAACGGAGAAGAUUGGCAGAGGAGGAGGCUUCACGAGAACAAGCAAGAAGAGCUGCACAAGAGGAUAUGGGCAAGGAGUUCUUCACUUCUCCAGCAAACACUCAGACGGCUGAAGCUGCGCAAUGUGUUGAUUGCGAUGCCAAUAGGGUGUGCAGUGCAUGUUCGCGUGCUCUUCAGGUUUUUUGUGCCCUCGCCACCGGCACGAGGGAGGUGCCAGCCAUCCGGACUGAGAAUGUUUGGGACUGCGGAGGCGGCGCCACUGAUCGCGCUGAUCCCUGCGGUCCCUGCGUUCCCUGUCCCUGCGUUUCCGAGUGGCCCACUGCGCUGGCAAUGACCAGCUCAAACUGGGCGACUACCAGGACAUCGCUCUUGGCGCUGGCAGCUCCACCAGGCGAUCGAAAGGUGGAAGAACUGAAGUCACGCCAGCAGGACACUAUAGAAAUUCCCUGGGGACAAAUGCUGGAGAGAGGCGAUCGGCAGCCAAGCUCAGAAAAGGCAAAUGCUAUGGAGACGCUAGAGAGCAGGGCAUCGUCACCCGCCAAGUCCAUGUUGAACAACACACGUUCACCAUGGUCAGAUCAUCGAGAAGCGGUGGAAAGUCCUCGUUCGCUGCGGGGACAAGUGCUGGAGAGAGGCGAUUGGCAGCCAAGCUCAGAAAAGGCAAAUGCUAUGGAGACGCUAGAGAGCAGGGCAUCGUCCCCCGCCAAGUCCAUGUUGAACAACACACGUUCACCAUGGUCAGAUCAUCGAGAAGCGGUGGAAAGUCCUCGUUCGCUGCGGGGACAAGUGCUGGAGAGAGGCGAUUGGCAGCCAAGCUCAGAAAAGGCAAAUGCUAUGGAGACGCUAGAGAGCAGGGCAUCGUCACCCGCCAAGUCCAUGCCACGGUCCAUUGCGGCGAAUUUUUUGACCUUCCAGGAAUCGGAGCCACGUGUAGUUCCAGAGAGUCCAAGACUCGUCCCCAGCCCGGUCAAUUCAUCCGUGGUGGCACGACGACUGCGACAAAAGGUCUAUGGACUUCGAGGAUCAGCGAGUGCCAAGGGACUUUCAGCUGUGGAAGCCGAAGCAGAGGUGCAGGGAGCGUCACCAGAGGGGUUAGUUUCUGUCCAUUUCCCCAUGCGCAAAAGGCACCAUGGCAAAGCAGUGAAGGGGCGUUUUGAGAAGACAUGGCAGAGGACACAGGCAAAGCUUGCUCAGCGGCAUGGGAAAACCUUUGAAUGGCCUGACCUUUGCAUAUCCUCGUGCAUCGAAGGACUUGACGGGGCUCCUGCAUUCAACUUAGCUUGGGGUGCCAGCGACUUGACCCGACAUCAUGCCAUCAGCCGUCAGCCUGACCUGAUUGUUUUCCCACCGGACCGCGACGUGGGUUUGGAGCUCCAAUGUAUGCCCUUGGCUGCACAUGAUGUGACUGUGGCUGCGGACCCCAGCAGAGGUCAAAACAUCGGUCUUGAGGCCUUCAGCGACUUGUCCUGGCAGAGCCUUUGCAGUGCCGGCGUGGGACAGGUGCUCUAUGCCAUCGGCCCCCCAACUCUCUUUGCGUCCGUGGAGAAAUGCGUCACUUGGUGCAAAGAUUUCCUGCUCACGUUGGCCAUGCGCAAGCGCCGGCUCGAGUCUACCUCACCGGCCUGGCUGCGGGCCAUUCGGUGGCCUUGCGGCUUCGUGCAUGGCAACGGCAAGAGAAGAGCUGGAGCGCCUUUGGAAACGUCUUGGUCAUUGUUCUGCCAUCCGACAACGAAGGCGCAGGAGUUGAAGUUUCUCAGCUCCUUUCGAGCAUUCGAGCGACAGCUCAUCCUGGUGGGCCCUAGGACAGUCCAUUCCUGUGUUCUACCGCUAAAGCGAGUGGUGGACAAAAACUUCGCGAGUGGCCGCUAUUGUGUGAAAUCAGAGGCUACAGAGUCGUCAGAGUUGAAGAUGAACAGCAGCAGCAGCCAGAGUUUUCAGGUGGACGACCCGCAAAGUAAGACCGUCGGUGCUUUGAAGCAGCAGCUUUUUGCCGAUGCGUUAAAGGCGCAGAGAUUUGUCCGCUUCAUUGCUGGCGGACGGAUUUUGGAGGACACCUCCUCUCUGGACAAGUGCAACCUCGGUCCAGAAUCUCACAUCCACGUGUCCAUCAGCGGCAAGUCGCAGAAUGGAGCACAAACUAUGCCAUCUGCAGCUGUUGCGCAGGCACAGACUUCGCAAGUGGAGCGCGACUCUGACUUGCAGGAGUGCGUGGCACUUGUGCAGAAGAUUAGCGAGCUUCCUUGCGAUGGUAGGCUCCGCAAUGGUCUUUCCUUAUGCACUGCAAAAGCAUCGGCACUCGUCCUCAAACACGUGUCAGUGGCAUGUUCGUUUGAUGUCUUCGGCGAUGCAUUUGGGGAGUUUCUGUCGGCAGAACCAACGAAGAUCGUUCGCUAA